CAGAAAUAUUAUAAACACAUAUCGAAGGCAAAGUCUACACCAUCCAAAUACGUCAGUAUUAUACUGGAUGCAAUCGAUCAAGAAAAAACAUCCAUUCCAAAGAUGUACGAAACACCCAAAUCAUUAGGAAACAUUUGGAAAGUGAAAAGUAACCUGAUGGGGGCAAUAGUACAUGGAUAUGGACUGUAUGGCUUCUUCGACAGUUUCCAGUGGAGUCAUGGUGCAGCUUAUACCAUUUCAAUCCUGGUACAAGUACUUUUGUUGUUGGACAACAUUCCAGACACGCUGUACAUACAGCUAGACAACUGCCCUGGUCAGAAGAAGAACAGGUACGUUCUUGGGUUUCUGGCUAAACUUGUAGAAGAAAACAUAUUUAAAAAAGUAAAACUAUCUUUCCUGAUGGUGGGCCAUACGCAUGAAGACAUCGAUCAGCUAUUUAGUCGGUAUGAUGAUCUUAUUUAUAGAGGUUCAAACUUGAGGAUAUUAUUAGUUACACUGCUUCGCUCUCGCCUGAUAUGGAUUUCCUCGACAGCGUAUAUCCCGUAUCUAUUCUGUCACCAACAAGCAGUGUAACGAUUUUAUCUUGCCGACUACCCUUUACUUACAUGCUAUACAGUAAUCAACACAUUUUGUAAAUUAACAAAGCUACUUGCAGUGCAGACUGGAAUCCUACAAAUUAUUUGUUUGGUCAUCACUAGUUGAUUUACACCAGUCAUAAAAUGCACAAUGACCCGUGUUUUGGUUAAAUCACAAAACACAAAAGCUCAUUUACACAGGUUAUGAACUGGUUUAGAUUAGAAACACUAAAAAUCUUCUUGUUCCAUCCCUUCGAAAGUUACCGGAUAUCACGAUGUCACAGAUGUCUUGAUACACGGCUUUCAUCCCGUUAAUUUAUAGUAUAACCUUUUAUUUCAGCGCAGAGAGGCAGAAAUAUUAUAAACACAUAUCAAAGGCAAAGUUUCUUCUUGCACGUAGAUUAAAUGAUCCUACAACAAACUGCUGAGCAACAAAUAUGUCAAUUCCUUUAUUUCACGAUGAUUUAACUAUUUAACUUCCAAAACAAGAUUUCAACGUCCGUCUAUUCCAUACAUAGUUAUUCCGCUUUUACGCCUAACUUUUGUCAAACUUCAUGAGCCUCAACUUAAGUAGAAUGAAAUCGGCAAGAAAACACUAAAUUUACUCUCGGAAACGAUACUAUCACUGGAGCUAACAAAUAAUCUGGCUUGAUUCAAUUAAGCCAGCAGUGUGGCAGCCAUUUUGUUUUAAUCAAAAUUCAUAUCUGAAAUAUACUAGCAGGGUAUGGAAUAUAUCCUGUCUCCACGUGACGUCUAUUGACCAAUAGAAAUGCAAGAAACUUGUAGGAGGCAAGAUAAAAACAAAUACAACGAUUAUGUCAUAAGAACGUAAGAUAUACCGCACGAAAAUGACUAGUUUUUAACUGUAAAUAAAUUUCAACAAAAACAAAAUACAAGAUGUGGGAUCAAAACUUAAUACAUAUGGCUACUGUAUGG
Mercenaria mercenaria is the source of this 1511-nucleotide messenger RNA. RefSeq lists its product as uncharacterized. The transcript is spliced from 2 exons. NCBI's taxonomy places the organism in Eukaryota, Metazoa, Mollusca, Bivalvia, Venerida, Veneridae. The coding region runs from base 103 to 573 and encodes 156 amino acids. The record is from RefSeq and is a predicted model, not a curated record.